AUGUGGAAGAUUGUGACAGUGGUUGUAUUAUGUUUGUGCACUUUAAAAUGCGGGGUAAAUGCGGAAAACGAUACAAAAACUACCACGGUGUCGAAUACGGAAUUUGAACCAGAAACAAUUGCUAAUGAUGGCGAACAUAGACGCACAUGCCACUGUCGUUGUGGAGAGCGCAACGAGGCUUCUCGUAUAGUUGGUGGUGUUGAGACAACGGUGAAUGAGUUCCCUUGGGUUGCACGGCUGUCUUACCACAACAAGUUUUACUGCGGCAGUUCCCUCAUCAACGAUAGAUUUGUUCUGACUGCAGCGCAUUGUGUAAAAAUGUUCAUGUGGUUCAUGAUAAAAGUCACCUUAGGUGAGCAUGACCGGUGCAAUAACACACACCGGCCCGUCACACGCUUCGUGACGAAUGUGAUCUCUCAGAACUUCAGCUACAGUAACUUCAAUGACGACAUAGCAUUACUAAGACUGAAUAACGUUGUACAAAUUACAAACACUGUAAAGCCCGUGUGUCUCCCAAUUGAUGUUGAUAAAACUUAUGUGGGAGUCAAUGCAAUAGCAGCGGGGUGGGGUACCGUAGGAGAAAAGAAGAACCAUUCUUGUUACCUUCAGGAAGUUGAAGUGCCGGUUCUAAGCAACGAGGAAUGUAAGGAAGGAAAAUAUUCAGCAAAAAUGAUUAGCGAUACGAUGAUGUGCGCUGGUUAUCUUAGAGAGGGGGGGAAGGAUACGUGUCAGGGUGACAGCGGAGGUCCACUGUCAGCUGAGAGAAGUGACAAGCGGCACGAACAGUUAGGUGUGGUUUCUUGGGGCAUCGGCUGCGGUCGAGUUGGCUAUCCGGGAGUCUACACUAGAGUGACGAAGUACCUGAAUUGGAUCAAAAAUGGAGCAAAAUCUGGAUGUUUUUGUACAGCUUAA
Messenger RNA from Arctia plantaginis, 912 nucleotides. The record is from the annotation of a GenBank genome assembly. Lineage: Eukaryota; Metazoa; Arthropoda; Insecta; Lepidoptera; Erebidae.